AGCCGCGUUCGUUGGUCGCUUCUCCGCCGACUAGAUUCCUCCUCCCCAAGAAACUUGCAAGUCCUGCUCAAUUUCCCAUUCCAUAGUAAUCGCUGAGAAACUAUAGAAGGCAAUCGAGCCAGGAGAAGGCGUUCGAGUGAGGGGGGGGAAUCAAAAUGAUUCUGCCGUUUAUGAAGCUGGGAACGCUAGCCCUAAGAACCCUAUCAAAGCCCAUCGCUUCCAGGCUUAAGCAGCAAGCUGGCGUCCACCCGAGGUUCCGCGAGUUCAUCAUCAACCUUGCUCAGAUGAACCAUCGUUUCACUACAACAGUACAAAGGAGCAUAUAUGGUCAUUCAACUGAUGUUGAAAUACGUCCCCUGAAUGAAGAAAAGGCUGUGCAAGCUGCUGUUGAUCUCAUUGGAGAGCUUUUCGUUUUCUCGGUUGCUGGAGGACUUGUAGUCUUUGAGGUGCAAAGAAGUUCUAGGUCAGAGGCUAAAAAAGAAGAACUACGCAGGCAGGAAUUUGAGGCGCUAAGGAAAAGGGAGGAGGACAUAGCCAAAGAGUUGGAACUUCUAAAGCAGAAACUUUGUGAAGUAGAGAAGCAGUCCAAGGGAUGGGGACUCUCAAGCAUUCUUCACCUGAAGGAGCCCAAUGCACAGAUCACCAGCCAUCCAGCUACUGUUUCUUCAUGAGAAAACAAUCUUUCCUUAAUUUUUUUUGUGUAGCAUGACAUCAUUUUUCCCCUUGUAAAUCCAGUUUCAGUAAUCGGUUUGCAAGGAACAUUGUUAUUUUUUGAAAUAAUAUAUUUCUUUCUUUCCCUUUUGCUUUUGGUGCAAAGAAA
This is a messenger RNA of Dendrobium catenatum, 820 nucleotides long. Its product is annotated as OPA3-like protein. NCBI's taxonomy places the organism in Eukaryota, Viridiplantae, Streptophyta, Magnoliopsida, Asparagales, Orchidaceae. Gene Ontology annotation, biological process: regulation of lipid metabolic process. The transcript has 5 exons. The record is from RefSeq and is a predicted model, not a curated record. Bases 156 to 671 code for a protein of 171 amino acids. Gene Ontology annotation, cellular component: mitochondrion.